Dentiscutata erythropus is the source of this 813-nucleotide messenger RNA. Lineage: Eukaryota; Fungi; Glomeromycota; Glomeromycetes; Diversisporales; Gigasporaceae. The record is from the annotation of a GenBank genome assembly.
AUGUCAAGCACAGGUAUGAGAACCCCUUCGGAACUUUCCGACAGUACUAAUGAAUUUAGACUGAAAAACAUAAAUGCACUUAAUAUUUGCUUUGGAGACGGAGCCGACGCAAUGUUUGGAGAUAAGCCUGAUUUUUUAUACGAGGCCAUUCUUCUUUUACAAGAUACGAACAAGGAUUUUCUUAUAGGUGUCUGGGAUAAUGAUUCCCUUACUGAAGGCUGGAAUAGUAAAGAAAGGGCACUAGCUAGUUAUAUAUCAAAUGUAUUAAUAAAAGAGCAUGCAAGUGCAGGAAAGCGUGAGAGAGUUACUGACUCAUUUGUAAACUAUCUUUUAGGAGUUUUAGAAUUUAAUGUUCACCCUCUUUCCUUGGAACUGAAGGCAGAUUGUUAUUUCAAAGUGUACAAUAAAAAGAAGGACAAACUAUUUGUGAUAGUUGAUGAAGACAAGCAUUUGAAUAAUAUUAGCAAAGCUACUUGGUGGGGCGAAUAUCAAAUAGCUGGUGAAUUAUUGGCUUCAGCAUUUGUAAACCACGAAAAAAUACGAGGAAUAUACCGUGCUCAAUCAUUAUUUGCGAUACGUGUAAUUGGGACACGGUUUACAUUUUAUAGAGCAGAGAUUGAAUCUAAUUACAUUACCAGUCUUCAUGAGGGAUUUCCGACUAAUAAAAUGUAUAUAUACAGUUAUCCAGUGGAUCAAAUUAUAGAUGAAGUUCCGUGCUUUGAUUAUACAGAUCCUGGUCAAAGACGAAUGAUCCUAGAUAUUUUGAUAAGGAUAAAAUAUUUCGUUCUUCAAAAUAGAACAGUUUCACGAUAG